Molecule: messenger RNA, 1747 nt
Organism: Condylostylus longicornis
Lineage: Eukaryota; Metazoa; Arthropoda; Insecta; Diptera; Dolichopodidae
Product: ileal sodium/bile acid cotransporter-like
Exons: 5
Coding region: 247-1608 (453 amino acids)
Cellular component (GO): membrane
Source: RefSeq, a predicted model, not a curated record
UUUACUAAGUAUCAGAGGAUUUUUUUGAUGAAUUAAAAAAAUUAUAUAAGGAUUUUAGGAAAAAUUAUAAACAAACCUUAUAUAUGCACACAAACAAACGUACAUACAUAAUGCUGAUACAUUAUUUUUGUUGUGUAAAUAUUUUAUUGUUAUAUUAUUAGAUUUGCAUCAAUCGUUACUAGAUGAAAAGUACUAAACUAAAGAUAAAUGAUUUAGAAAAAGAUUCUCCAAUAGAUAAAAUUAGAAAUGAAGCAAAACUAUUAUAUCAUAAUAUUUUUGAUAUUAUCACUUGAAUAUAGUAAGCAAGUGCUGGGCAAAUAUAAAAAUGAAUCACCAUCAGAUAAAAAUUGGAGUAUAAGAUUUAACGAGACCGCGCCAUUCUCAGUUAAUAUGGAUAACGAAAGCAAAUUGUUUUUGAAAAUAAAUAUCUUUAGCGAUUUAUUAAAAAAUUUAAAAAUACAAUUUCAUUGCGAAAAUCAAUUAAUUUGUGAUAGUUUAGAUGAAGUGACCAUAACAAAUGGUACAGAAUGGGAAGGAUUUAUAUUAAUCAAAGGCAUUUUUAUGGGAAGAUCAAAACUUUACGCUGAAAUAAAAUUGCCAAACAAUACUAUUCAAAUUUCAAAUGAAUAUCAAAAUAUUGUUGUUGUAAAAAAAGUUGGUAUUGUUGAUCAUAUAUUUACGAUUUCUUUAGGAAUAAUGGUUAGCGUAAUAUUUGUCAGUUUUGGAGCUGCAUUGGAUAUGAACUCAUUGAAAGAAAUUUUAAUAAAACCAAUUGGACCAACAAUUGGAUUCUGUUGUCAAUUCAUUUUGAUGCCAAUUUUAAGUUAUACAAUAGGUUACAUUUUAUUUUCAGAAAACACAAAUAUGUGGUUAGGUCUAUUUUUUUCUGGAGUAACACCAGGUGGUGGAGCUUCCAAUAUGUGGACUUUAAUUUUGAAAGGAAAUGUUAAUCUUUCAAUUGUUAUGACAACAAUUAGUAAUUUAGCUGCUUUUGCUAUGAUGCCAUUUUGGAUCUUCACUUUAGGAAGAACGAUUUUCGAACGUGGAGAUUUAGGUGUACCAUAUGAAAGAAUUGGAACUUUAUCAAUAUCACUUAUUAUACCGUUAUUUAUUGGAUUAGCAAUACAAAAAUUUCAUCCAAAAUUAGCUAACGUACUUAUACGUUUAUUAAAACCUAUUUCAAUUAUUAUUUUAAUUUUCAUCAUAUCAUUUGCAAUAAUAACGAACUUAUAUUUAUUUAAAUUAUUUUCUUGGAGGAUUAUAAUUGCUGGAAUGGGAUUACCAUGGUUUGGAUAUAUUUUAAGUUAUACUGCAGCAUGGCUUUUUAAACAAAAUAAGUCCGAUUGUUUAACAAUUUCAAUUGAAACUGGCCUCCAAAAUACAGGAGUUGCAAUAUUUCUACUUCGAUUUUCAUUACAACAGCCUGAAGCGGAUUUAACAUCAAUAGUUCCUGUAUCAGUAUCGAUCAUGACUAAAGUACCACUUUUAACAUUAUAUUUUAUUCAGAAGUCUUUCUGUUUAGACGAAGACAAAAAAGUUAAAAAAAAUAAAUUGGAUCAGUCAAAAAAUCUUAAUGAGGAAGAACAUAUUAUGCCUGGAACUAAAUAAAUUUGAUAUUCAUGUACAUACAUAUUAUGUAUGUAUGUACAUAAAUAAAUAUUUAAAUAAAAUUGAAUAGACUGCCUUAUUUAUAGGUCACAAUAAUAUGUUGUGAAAAUCAUGUAAAUAAAUUUUUUUUAACACAGUA